Drosophila ficusphila is the source of this 707-nucleotide messenger RNA. It is a transcript of the gene fabp, whose product is annotated as fatty acid-binding protein, muscle. Bases 68 to 460 code for a protein of 130 amino acids. Gene Ontology annotation, biological process: fatty acid transport. Gene Ontology annotation, cellular component: cytosol; nucleus. The record is from RefSeq and is a predicted model, not a curated record. NCBI's taxonomy places the organism in Eukaryota, Metazoa, Arthropoda, Insecta, Diptera, Drosophilidae. Gene Ontology annotation, molecular function: fatty acid binding. The transcript has 3 exons.
UUUUUAUUCGCUCCGAAAAUUUUCAAAGUGAACAUUUUGUGCCGAAACACAGACUAAUCCUCUAAAAAUGGCUUUCGUUGGCAAGAAAUACAAGCUGGACAAGUCCGAGAACUUCGAUGAGUACAUGAAGGAGUUGGGCGUUGGUCUGGUGACGCGCAAGAUGGGCAACAGCCUGAGCCCCACCGUUGAGGUGACCAAGGAGGGUGACACCUACACCCUGACCACCACCUCCACCUUCAAGACCUCCGCCAUCAGCUUCAAGCUGGGCGAGGAGUUCGACGAGGAGACCCUCGACGGACGCAACGUGAAGAGCAUCAUCACCCUGGAUGGCAACAAGCUGACGCAGGAGCAGAAGGGCGACAAGCCCACCACCAUUGUCCGCGAGUUCAACGACGGCGAGCUGAUCACCACCCUCACCAUCGGCAGCGUGAAGUGCGUGCGCGUCUACAAGGCCGUCUAAGAAUCCGGCAGCUGUCCAUGACUGAUCUAUAUCUAUAACCAAACGACUACUAACUCAGAUAGCCACUAUUGUUAUUGACUAACAGUAAACUAAACUAAACCAAAUGGAUCUGCACGCUCAGAGAAAUGUUAAUUUAUAAUCGCACCCGUACACCCGAAGUCGGUGUAGGUGAGAAUAUUCCCCUCACUUUCGGGGAACCAAUUUCCAAAUGCAUUUGAAUAAACUGAAACACUGAAGUGCUUUACAA